Molecule: messenger RNA, 473 nt
Organism: Suillus discolor
Lineage: Eukaryota; Fungi; Basidiomycota; Agaricomycetes; Boletales; Suillaceae
Exons: 3
Coding region: 88-378 (96 amino acids)
Source: RefSeq, a predicted model, not a curated record
UGGAUCUCAUAAACGGAUCUCUGCAUGUCUUAUCGGUAUAAAACUUUCUCCGAGUAUAGUUCCAGCGCUAACGAGAAUAAGUAUAAAAUGCGCAUUUCAUUAAACCGACACGUAAUAGCUCUUCUAAGACUUUUUCAUAGCCACUUCCCGCACAUUGCACAAUCAGUCUUCUGUCGCUCUUUCGAAUCGUUUCACAUCACAUUCCUCACUGCUUCCAGUGCCGCUGCCGGUGCCACUAGGGCGAUGACAGCAUUACCUCCUCAAAGAUCCUGCAUAGGCCCAUGCGUUUCCUCUAAAGAAUCUUUGAACUGCAUACCAGGGACAUCGCCUACCUUUUUGCAGGUGUGCGGCUGGCGGUGCUGUGGCCAAGCUGGUUGAAUAUCUGUCAUUUUUGCUCUCAAUACAUGUAACAUGUAUAUCAUGUACCGUUUUCCAAAAAUUAACACAGACAAGAUUCCUCGGCGAAGCACAAA